This is a messenger RNA of Erinaceus europaeus (western European hedgehog), 3619 nucleotides long. RefSeq names its product very low density lipoprotein receptor (gene VLDLR). The transcript has 19 exons. Gene Ontology annotation, molecular function: protein binding; calcium ion binding. Lineage: Eukaryota; Metazoa; Chordata; Mammalia; Eulipotyphla; Erinaceidae. The record is from RefSeq and is a predicted model, not a curated record. Bases 357 to 2996 code for a protein of 879 amino acids.
CUGGCUAGCUGGCUGGCUGGGUGGGUGGGUGAGUAGGUGGGUGGGUGCGUAGCUUGGAAAGGGGAUCCAGGCAAGUUGUGGAAUAAAGCCGGGGUGCCCUCCGCUAGCUCCCCCCUCCAACCCCAUACCCCCCCCCCCCGGAUUAUUUUCCGCCCGCAGGCUCGUCCCUACUGUCUGACUGGCUGGCUGGGUAGGUGGGUAGCUAGGAAAGACGAUCCGGGCAAGUUGUGAGAGAAAACCAGGGUGCCCUCCGCUUGCCUCCCCCGCCCCCCGCCCGCGGAGGCUGUAACUUGUAGCGCGGGCGGGCGGGCAGGCGGCAGCGGCUCCAUCCCGGCGGCUCCAUCCCAGCGGGCGCAAUGGGCACGUCCGCUUGCUGGGCGCUGCUGCUGCUGCUGCUGCUGCCACUGAGCUGGGCGCCCGGGGACUGCGGCGCCGCGGGACCCGCCGAACCCGGAAGAAAAGGCAAGUGUGAAGGCUCCCAGUUCCAGUGCACGAAUGGCCGCUGCAUCACACUGCUGUGGAAAUGUGAUGGGGAUGAGGACUGUGCUGAUGGCAGUGAUGAGAAGAACUGUGUGAAGAAGACCUGCGCCGAGUCUGACUUCGUGUGCAACAAUGGCCAGUGUGUGCCCAGCCGGUGGCAGUGUGAUGGGGACCCUGACUGUGAGGAUGGCUCAGAUGAAAGCCCAGAGCAGUGCCAUAUGAGAACAUGCCGCAUUAAUGAGCUGAGCUGUGGCGACCGUUCUACUCAGUGUAUCCCAGUAUCCUGGAGAUGUGAUGGUGAAAAUGAUUGUGACAGUGGAGAGGAUGAAGAAAACUGUGGUAACAUCACCUGCAGCAGCACAGAGUUCACCUGCUCCAGUGGCCGCUGUGUGUCUCGCAAUUUCAUGUGCAAUGGCCAGGAGGAUUGUGAGGAUGGCAGCGAUGAGCGGGACUGCGCCCCACCCACAUGUGGGGCCCACGAGUUCCGGUGCAACUCGGCCUCCUGCAUCCCGCUCAGCUGGGUCUGUGACAGUGAUGCGGACUGCGCCGACCGGUCUGACGAGUCACUACAGCAGUGCGGCCACCAGCCUGCCUCACACGCACGCUGCCCGGCCAGCGAGACCCAGUGUGGCUCCGGCGAGUGCAUCCACAGCAAGUGGCGCUGCGAUGGCGACCCCGACUGCAAGGAUGGCAGCGACGAGGUCAACUGCCCCUCCCGCACCUGCAGGCCCGACCAGUUUGAGUGUGAGGACGGCAGCUGCAUCCAUGGCAGCAGGCAGUGUAAUGGGAUCCGAGACUGUGUGGAUGGAUCAGAUGAGGUCAACUGCAAGAAUGUCAACCAGUGCCUGGGACCUGGGAAAUUCAAGUGCAGAAGUGGGGAGUGUAUUGAGCUCAGCAAGGUGUGUGACCAGGAGCAGGACUGCAGGGACUGGAGCGAUGAGCCCCUGAAAGAAUGCCAUGUCAAUGAAUGCUUGGUGAAUAAUGGCGGGUGCUCCCAUAUCUGCAGAGACCUGAUUAUUGGCUAUGAGUGUGACUGUGCUGCUGGCUUCGAACUGAUUGAUAGGAGGACCUGUGGGGAUAUUGACGAGUGCCAAAACCCAGGGAUCUGUAGUCAAAUUUGCAUCAACCUAAAAGGCGGUUACAAGUGUGAAUGCAGUCGUGGCUAUCAAAUGGACCUUGCCACUGGCGUGUGCAAGGCAGUAGGCAAAGAGCCAAGUCUGAUUUUCACCAAUCGUAGAGACAUCCGGAAGAUUGGCUUAGAGAGAAAAGAGUACAUCCAGCUGGUGGAACAGCUGAGAAACACAGUGGCUCUGGAUGCUGACAUUGCUGCCCAGAGACUGUUCUGGGCUGAUCUCAGCCAGAAGGCCAUCUUCAGUGCCUCAAUUGAUGACAAGGUUGGUAGACAUGUUAAAAUGAUCGACAAUGUCUAUAAUCCUGCAGCCAUUGCUGUUGAUUGGGUGUACAAGACCAUCUACUGGACUGAUGCGGCUUCUAAGACUAUUUCAGUAGCUACCCUAGAUGGAGCCAAGAGGAAGUUCCUGUUUAACUCAGACUUGCGAGAGCCAGCCUCCAUAGCUGUGGACCCACUGUCUGGCUUUGUUUACUGGUCAGACUGGGGUGAACCAGCUAAGAUAGAAAAAGCAGGAAUGAAUGGAUUUGAUAGACGGCCACUGGUGACAGUGGACAUCCAGUGGCCUAACGGAAUCACACUGGAUCUCAUCAAGAGCCGCCUCUACUGGCUUGACUCCAAACUGCACAUGUUGUCCAGCGUGGACUUGAACGGACAAGAUCGCAGAAUCGUCCUCAAAUCUCUUGAGUUCCUAGCUCACCCUCUGGCACUCACCAUAUUUGAGGAUCGAGUCUACUGGAUAGAUGGGGAGAAUGAAGCCAUCUAUGGUGCCAAUAAGUUCACUGGCUCGGAGCUGGCCACACUCGUUAACAACCUCAAUGAUGCCCAAGACAUCAUCAUCUACCAUGAGCUGGUACAGCCAGCAGGCAAGAACUGGUGUGAAGAGGACAUGGAGAAUGGAGGAUGCCAAUACCUGUGCUUGCCAGCACCACAAAUUAACGACCACUCUCCAAAAUACACCUGCUCCUGCCCCAAUGGGUACCGUCUACAGGAGAAUGGCCGUGAGUGCCAAAGUACUGCAACUACUGUGACUUACAGUGAAACAAAAGAUACCACCAACACAACAGAAAUCCCACCAACUAGUGGACUAGUUCCUGGAGGAAUCAAUGUGACCACGGCAGUAUCCGAGGUCAGUGUCCCCCCGAAAGGGACUUCUGCUGCCUGGGCCAUCCUUCCCCUCUUGCUCUUAGCAAUGGCAGCAGUGGGUGGCUACUUGAUGUGGCGGAACUGGCAGCACAAGAACAUGAAAAGCAUGAACUUUGACAAUCCUGUGUACCUGAAGACCACGGAAGAGGACCUGUCAAUAGAUAUUGGCAGACACAGUGCUUCUGUUGGACACACAUACCCAGCAAUCUCAGUGGUAAGCACAGAUGAUGAUCUAGCUUGAUUCUGAGACAAGUCUUGACCUUUGAGGUCUAAACCAGUCAUAACACCCCACUCUGGAAAUAGUAACCAAGCCACCAGCUGAAUUCUCUUUCUUCCUCCCAUCUGGAAGAACAUGAAGACACCUGUGUGUGGAUCAGACUUGUGCAAACCUUUUUUAUUAUUAUUACUUGUAAAUACAACUGCCCACAUUCUACUUCAGCUUUGGAUAUGGUUACCAAGCCUCUGUGUAACCCUUGAACUUCUAGACAGUAUUGCCAACUCUGGCCUAAUAUGCACUUUCCCUAGAAAGCCAUAUUCCAGCGCUGAGAACUUGUGCUAUAAUGUAUACCACCUGUACAUAUACUGUAUAGGCCACCUGUAAAUAUCCCAGAGAACAAUCACUAUUCUUAAGCACUUUGGAAGUAUUUCUAUGUAAAUUAUUGUAAACUUUUUCAGUGGUUGGGACUAUGGCAAUAGGAUAAAACGGGUUACUAAGAUGACAUUGCCAAAAAAAAAAUUUGUAAACUAAUUUUGUACGUAUGAAUGAACUCUUUGGCCUCAGUGGAGGUGUGUAAAGAAUGAGUGUUCAAACUACUGUACAUUUUUUUCAAGUGCUAAAUAAUUAAACCAAGCAGCUUAACCAUG